Gracilinanus agilis (Agile Gracile Mouse Opossum) is the source of this 888-nucleotide messenger RNA. RefSeq names its product biogenesis of lysosomal organelles complex 1 subunit 6 (gene BLOC1S6). NCBI's taxonomy places the organism in Eukaryota, Metazoa, Chordata, Mammalia, Didelphimorphia, Didelphidae. The transcript is spliced from 5 exons. Gene Ontology annotation, cellular component: transport vesicle; extrinsic component of membrane; BLOC-1 complex. The coding region runs from base 29 to 559 and encodes 176 amino acids. Gene Ontology annotation, biological process: intracellular transport. The record is from RefSeq and is a predicted model, not a curated record.
GCUUCCUCCUCUCCGCUCCACGAGAGUCAUGAGUUUCCCUGGGCAGCAGCAGCUGCCGCCGCAGGACCAGGCCCCGUCGGAGCCGCGGUCUCUUGGCCUGGGCUUGGGGCCGCCCGCAGUGAGUUCUGGUGAUGCUUCUCCAGAUGAAGGGCUAAUGGAAGACUUGACAGUUGAAAAUAAAGCUCUGGAACAACUAGCACAAGGAUUGCUCUCUCAUUAUUUACCAGACUUGGAGAGAUCAAAGCAAGCCCUCCAGGAACUCACACAGAACCAAGUGGUACUACUAGAUACAUUAGAGCAAGAGAUUUCAAAAUUCAAAGAAUGCCAUUCUAUUUUGGAUAUUAAUGCUUUGUUUACAGAAGCUAAGUUCUAUCACAACAAGUUAGUGAAUAUAAGAAAAGAGAUGCUGAUGCUUCAUGAAAAGACCUCAAAAUUAAAAAAGAGAGCUCUAAAACUCCAACAGAAGAGACAGAAAGAAGAGCUGGAGCGAGAACAGCAACGAGAAAAAGAAUUUGAAAGAGAGAAACAGUUAACCGCUAAACCAGCGAAAAGGACAUAAAAAAACCUACGCAACAAUCAUCUUGUCCAUGUAUAUAUGUUUAUUUUUAUAUGUAUAUAUGUAUAUGUGUGUACAUACUGGUUUUUCCCUCCCCUGUUCCCACAUUGUUUGGAUUUAAGAGAGCUUGAUUGGUGGAGUCAGUUUGAUGUAGUGCCUUAUGCCAUUGUUCACAGUUCUAUAAUGUUUUGCACUCAUCGAAUUGCCAUAUCUUCAUUCUAGCCACUUAGGGUGCCCAGUUUUUCAUUAGUUAUUAAAAUGUAAAUUGGAUUUAAUGUUACGUGAUAAUUAAUUUUUUUCAAUUUAGCUUUUCUUAUACUUUUACAAAUCAA